Messenger RNA from Zonotrichia leucophrys gambelii, 3074 nucleotides. It is a transcript of the gene TCEA3, whose product is annotated as transcription elongation factor A3. Bases 1321 to 2469 code for a protein of 382 amino acids. The record is from RefSeq and is a predicted model, not a curated record. Gene Ontology annotation, biological process: transcription elongation by RNA polymerase II; DNA-templated transcription. The transcript has 13 exons. NCBI's taxonomy places the organism in Eukaryota, Metazoa, Chordata, Aves, Passeriformes, Passerellidae. Gene Ontology annotation, cellular component: nucleus. Gene Ontology annotation, molecular function: zinc ion binding; nucleic acid binding.
GGCGUUGCUUUUUACAGCUCUCACGUUGUCCCUGGAGGUGCUGAGUGGUUUAAGGGGUGCUGCCUGUGUCACCCAAGCCCAGCCUCAGGACAUCAUAGUCAACACCCAGGGGAUUUAAUUUUGCCUCUAAUUUGGCGCUCUCUUGUGCCCCAUUGCUCCCAGACACUGGGAUUUGGGGGUAAGGGGUGUUCGUCCCAUGGGUGGCAGCUCCUGACACUGCUUGGCACUGCCGGACUGUGGGCGACAGGUGUUUGGCUCCCAGCCUGUGCACCAACACCUGAUCAGGGCCAGAGGCUCGUGUACAGGCAAGGAAAAGCUCUGGGCUGUAACACCCUUGGGCACAGCCCUGCCUGUUGCACAAGUAGGCAAAGGGAAGGGAAGGGGUCAGAUACUGUUUCCUGGGUGGUUGUGCUCCGGGGAAGCCAGGAUCCAGCCCUGCCGCCCUUGUACCAAGUGAGGAUCCUGGUGAGCCUGUUACAUGUGCCAAGCCCAGCUCUCAGAGUUAAUAUUUGACUGUUUCCACUGGCCUUUGCCCUGACAAGGUGCAGGCUCCUGGCUGGGGGGGCAGCACUGCCGUCUCCAUGGAUCUGGUGGCUUUUUGGGAUGCCAACGCUUGGUAUCAAACCACAUCCCAUGGCUUUGCUUGGUGCCAGGAAUUACCCAGGGGUCAAGGGUCAGGGGUGUUCUAUACUUCUCUUGCUACACUUUGGGAUGGGACAGAGCCAGGGUCCACCUACAGCACAGGAAUGUCCCUGCACCCAUCAAACUGGGGGGAUCUGAUCCAGCCCCUCCUGGUGGGACUCCGGGGAACAGUGUCCCUGGAGGGGGAUACCUGGGAGCUGGUGUCUGCUGCUGGGGCUCUAAAAAUACCAAGGAUGAGAAGGAGGAGAAAGACAGUGAGGAGGAGGAAGGCUCUGUGCUAGACUAUCCUUAUCUCAGCUGCCACUGCAGGGUACCAGGAUGUGUCCCAUGGACCUUCACACCCCUGAGUGGGGGACAUUGGGAAAUCCCCCAGCUCUGCCUAACUCCCACCAGCCCAGAUUUUUCUUGCAGAUGGGGGUUUUCCCAAGUUUUAAGAAAAGCUCAUGCUAUCCAGCUGGAGAUGUGACCUGGGGCUGGGAUGAUCCAGGAGGAUUUGAGUGUGGGACUUUUCAAUCGGUGUGAGAGGUCAGGCAAUCCCAGGGAGCCGCCCAGGGCUGCUUUGGGUUGUCCUGUCAUGCCCUUCCUAGUGCUGCCUGAUGCCUCCUCAAGGGCUCCUGUGGCUUCUCCCUGCUGUAGGAAGGGGCACUGGAUCUGCUCAAGUCUCUUACUGGCUACACCAUGACCAUCCAGCUGCUCCAGACCACACGGAUUGGAGUGGCUGUGAACUCAGUGCGGAAACACUGCUCAGAUGAAGAGGUGGUGGCUUCAGCCAAAAUCCUCAUCAAAAACUGGAAGCGGCUUCUGGAGUCCACCACCACAAAAAAAGAGAAGGAUGCAGAUAAGAAGAAGGAGAAGGAGCUGGAUGUUUCCAGCUGCCCCAGUGAAGGGGUGAAGCACAGCAAGAAUACAGCUGAGAAGCACAGGGAGAAGCACAAGGAGAGGAAGCCCAGCAAGUGUGACUCUCAUGCCACCACCACCCAGGGCCACUCUGCUGAUUCCAGCCCGGAGAGAGAGUCCAGUGAUGGCAGGAGCCCCACUGCGUCUUCCAAGAAAUCACCUCUGGAUGGCAAGAAAGAGAGGAGAGCCUCUGCUGACUCCAGGUCCUCAACUGUCUCCUCCUCUUCCUCCACACAGAAGAGACUGUCAGGGGAGAGGAGAGCCUCUGUGGGCACCAGCCUCUCUCCAGCUCCCACCAGCUCCCAGAGAAACUCCAGUGACAGCAGGGAAGAAAGAGCCAACAGCAGCAAGGCCAAGCCUGAGGUGCCGCGAACGCCCAGCAGCCCCUCCUUCUCUGCCAGCCCCUGCUUCCUGGCCCCCUGCUACCUCACAGGGGACUCGGUGCGGGACAAGUGCAUUGAGAUGUUGACGGCUGCACUGCGCAUAGACGACGACUACAAGGAGUUCGGUGUUAACUGCGAGAAGAUGGCAUCGGAGAUUGAAGACCAUAUCUUCCAGGAGCUGAAGAGCACAGACAUGAAGUAUCGCAACCGGGUGCGGAGCAGGAUCAGCAACCUGAAGGACCCCAAGAACCCUGGGCUGCGCAGGAAUGUGCUGUGUGGAGCCAUCGAGCCCAGCCUCAUCGCCCGCAUGACUGCUGAGGAGAUGGCCAGUGAUGAGCUGAAGAAGCUGCGGAAUGCCAUGACCCAGGAGGCCAUCCGGGAGCACCAGAUGGCCAAGACAGGCGGCACCGUCACCGACCUCUUCCAGUGUGGCAAAUGCAAGAAGAAGAACUGCACAUACAACCAGGUACAGACGCGCAGCGCCGAUGAGCCCAUGACAACGUUUGUGCUGUGCAACGAGUGUGGGAACCGCUGGAAGUUCUGCUGAUGUGGCUGGCGAUUGGGCUGGAGGGAACAUGGUGCAAGACAAGAUGCUGUGACACCACAUUGGGCAGCUGCGUUGGGGAGGAGGGAUCAGGGCGACCCCAGUCCCUAAGCACAAGCUCUUUGUACCCUUGCACUGGGCUCCUUCAAACAUCCUGGGGACCUGGCCUCCGGCAAUGUCAAGUUCACUCAAGAAGGUCCCUGUGAAUUCAAUGGUUCUUCCCUGCAAAUUCCUGGCCUUUGAUUGGCGUGUGCUGGGAUCCCACUGGAAACAGACUCAUUCCUGGUUUGGGGGCAGGAGAGACAUUGUUCCGUGGACAUGGGGCUGUGCCUGGGAGCUGAGGGUGGCAGAGGGCCAGAUCAUAACCCAAACACCUUCUUCCUCACCUAAGUGCACACAGAGGGAGGGGAGAGACAUGGAGGGGACAGGGUGGGUGCAGCGUGUCCAGAUGCUGUUGGGAUGCCACUGUGCCCCUCUGCUCUGUGACAAAUGGACCAUCCAUCUUGGCUUGAAGGCACUAUGGCCCAGGAAAGAAGGAAUGAUGGCAGGGAGAGGAGCAAGGAAGAACCCUUCCAGCCAGAGUAAUAAAGGUGUGAACUAUCUCUGCA